Messenger RNA from Oryzias latipes (Japanese medaka), 3144 nucleotides. RefSeq names its product gamma-aminobutyric acid type A receptor subunit alpha6b (gene gabra6b). The record is from RefSeq and is a predicted model, not a curated record. NCBI's taxonomy places the organism in Eukaryota, Metazoa, Chordata, Actinopteri, Beloniformes, Adrianichthyidae. Gene Ontology annotation, biological process: monoatomic ion transmembrane transport. Gene Ontology annotation, cellular component: membrane. Gene Ontology annotation, molecular function: extracellular ligand-gated monoatomic ion channel activity; GABA-A receptor activity.
UAUGUGAAUCAUGCUUUAUCUUUAGUACCAAUUUUCAUUUUUUUGUUUGCCUGUGCCCCGUUGGCUUCACACAUGCAAACACACACAUGCAGCAACAGCUGAGUGGGAAGUAUUUGAUGCAUUUGCUAGAAUUUCCACGGCACGCAGAAGAAUCCCUGACUACACUGUCCAUUAAUGUGAUGUAUUUGUGCAAGCUCUUGUCGACUUCUCCCUUCCCCUCUGUUUCUAUUCUUGCUGUCUUAGACAAAUCAGCCCCGUAAUCGUUGUUAUUCCCAUUCCACAGAAUCACAUGAAGUUGUUCCAAUCGCACUUCAAAUAUUUGUUUUCUAAAAGAAAAAGAAAAAAGAAAAAAAAUGUUUAUAAAGCCAACAUUGAAGCCCCCCUACCCCCUCCCGCCUCCUCUUCACUCUCUUGAAAACUCUUUAGGCUUUUCCAGCUGAGCGAUUCAGGCUGAGGCGGGCGCAACCGCACUAGAGUGGAAGUCAAGUCGUGCUGGACUGGCGUGAUAACCGGUUGCAACUAAAGGAACACCUGAUUUGCACUAAAUCAUGCGUCUCCAUGAUGGAAUAUGUUGAUCGCUAAAGUUGACUCUGGAUUGUUAGUUUUCGGCUCUUUGCGAGGCAUGGCUUUCCUUUUAACUUGCUCAUUCCUGUUUUGUUACAGCACGAUCAGUGUUUGGGGAAAUCAGAACAGUGACACCAGUAUCUACUUGGAUAACAUCACGCGGAUCCUGGAUAGACUGCUGGAUGGGUAUGACAACCGUCUCCGACCUGGAUUUGGAGGGCCUGUCACAGAGGUUAAAACAGACAUAUUUGUCACCAGCUUUGGACCUGUAUCAGAUGUGGAGAUGGAAUAUACCAUGGAUGUGUUCUUUCGUCAAACAUGGAUCGAUGAACGGCUAAAAUUUGAUGGUCCAAUCGAGAUCUUGCGGCUCAACAACCUGAUGGUCAGCAAGAUCUGGACCCCUGACACCUUUUUCCGGAAUGGCAAGAGGUCGAUUUCUCACAACAUGACCACCCCCAACAAGCUGUUUCGCAUUAUGCAGAACGGAACAAUCCUCUACACCAUGAGAUUAACUAUAAAUGCAGAGUGUCCUAUGCGUCUGAUGAACUUCCCGAUGGAUGGACAUGCCUGCCCACUCAAGUUUGGGAGCUAUGCUUACCCAAUCAGCGAGAUUGUGUACACAUGGAAGAAGGGACCUUCGUCGUCUGUUGAAGUUCCACAGGAGUCUUCCAGUUUGUUACAGUAUGACCUAAUAGGUCAGACUGUAUCGAGUGAGAGAUUGAAAUCAAACACAGGUGAAUAUGCCAUCAUGACCGUUCACUUUCAUCUCCAAAGAAAAAUGGGAUUUUUCCUGAUUCAGACGUACAUUCCCUGCAUAAUGACUGUCAUUCUGGCUCAAGUUUCCUUUUGGAUUAAUAAGGAAUCGGUUCCUGCUCGAACUGUUUUCGGUAUCACAACCGUCCUGACCAUGACGACCCUCAGCAUCAGCGCCCGCCACUCCCUUCCAAAAGUUUCUUAUGCUACAGCAAUGGAUUGGUUCAUAGCCGUUUGCUUUGCCUUUGUCUUCUCUGCUCUUAUUGAGUUUGCGGCUGUCAACUACUUCUCCACGCUUCAGGCCAAUCGGGAACUGCGGAAAGCAGCAGCCAUGAGGGCGGCAGCUCAAGAGGCAGCAGCUGUGGCCGCAGCUGCGGCCACUGGAAACGAUGGCGAGGUUUCAUCAGUGGAUGCCAGUAGUGUGCUGAAGAAGAGAAUGAACUCCACCCCACUGUUUGAGCGUCCUGCCAAAACAUUUCCAAACCCACCUGUCAAUGCUCAAGCUUUCCUGCAGCAAGGUUCAGCAGUCCCGGCCAACAAUGUUCUGACUGGCACCAGCAUCAUUGACAAAUAUUCCCGCAUCCUCUUUCCUCUUUCAUUUGGCGCCUUCAACCUGGUCUACUGGAUUGUAUAUCUCACCAAGGACACUAUGGAGACGUCCAGGGACACCAUCUAAGAAAUUGUCUUCCUGGAAAAUGUUUAUACGAACUCUUAUGAAUACAAAAAACACAUACAGUCACCUUUAUGCUAUAUAUUCACAAAUUAAAAUAGCAGAGAGGUGUUUGCCAGGCACUAUUUUUGUGCUGCCUUGGUGUACUGAAUUUCUUUUUAAGUUGUCCCACAAAAGGGAGUAGCUCCUGCUGCCAAUUUGACCAGGGAGCUCAAAUCCAUGCAAGUCUCCAACUUUGGAAGAACUUCAAACAACCAGUACUUUUAUUAAUUACACUUCUGCACUGUUGAGAAAGAGGACCUACAUUUGAGGACCUUCUUAUUUUUUAUAGCUAUUUAAAAUUGUGUCUAUCUUGUGUUUUCAGUAUGUUUUCUUGGUGAAUGGGACAUUGCCUGUCAGGUUGUAUGUUCUCUUUUUCUUUGUUUCCUUCAACUGUAAUGUGAGCAUGCAUUUUCAGGCAUUAGUGUGACUUGCAUGUGCACUGGACAUGGUGCAUUCCCUUUUUUUAGGUAGAACAUGAAUAAGGAAACUGUGUUGCGGCUGCAUCUGUUGAAGCUCAGUAACGAAAGGUUCUGCAAAAAUGUAUUAUCAAAUUUGUAUUUGUUUUUAACCUUUUUUUUAUUAUUUGUUUAGGCUCUGUAGUAACGUACAUUUUGUUUGGAGUUUACAGAGUGGGAAUGUGUACAUGUUUUUUAUAGUAAAUUUCACAAAAAACUGUGGCCUGCAGGAACAUUUCCUUUCACAUGUAUAUGCAAAUAUUUACAUGUAAAAGCUGAAACAUGUGCAUACAAGUCUUUAAAGAUUGGAGAUUUUCAUGAUGAAGGGAUUAACAUAUAUGUCCCAGAUGUCCUAAAGACAGAAAUAAACUUAAGCCUCUUUCAGACGUGCACUUUUCUACAUUGAAACUGACGUCAACUGAUCAUGUUGGCUUCGUGUCAGUUCAUGUUAUCAAGUACAACCUGAGCAGAAAUACACAAAAGGUAAUCCUAAAUGGUAAACACUACUUAAAAAAUUAUUGUUGGCUGAGAAUGGACAGGUAUGUAGUCGUUAACAUCGGAGGACAGACAAAAUCUAUGUUUUUCUUUCAUGGUCUUGGCCCAAUAGGGGUGAAACGACUUAAUGGAUGAAUCCAAUUAAAUUCCCACAAUCCAACCAGA